Messenger RNA from Magallana angulata, 1267 nucleotides. RefSeq lists its product as uncharacterized. Bases 71 to 619 code for a protein of 182 amino acids. Lineage: Eukaryota; Metazoa; Mollusca; Bivalvia; Ostreida; Ostreidae. The record is from RefSeq and is a predicted model, not a curated record. The transcript is spliced from 6 exons.
UGCAUAUACUGAUUUCUCCCUUACCUGCCUCAGGUGUGACAAGUUUAAAACGAGACGAGAGAAAACAAAUAUGGCGUUGAUGCACAGGUUCCUCUGUUGGAAUCUACGAACAGCAUGCUUUGUGGGCUAUAUUUUUGUGGUGUUUACGGCCACAUUCGCCUUGACUCUGCGACUGGUUGAUCUUAUAGCAACAGGGACGGACUUUGAGAUCAGUAUGGGAUUUAAGACGUUGUGGCGGGCUCACUUCUGGCAGAGUUUCUUGGCGAGUGACAUAGUGCUCACAUUUGGUCAUGUGGUCCUUAUCCUGUACAGUGGCUUCAUGAUUCUACAAACCAUGGAAAGGCAUUUUGUGAUGUACAUGAGAGCUCACAAAAUUUACAUCAUCUAUCUCAUCAUUUACAUCCUUGUCGAGUUCGCAUUUUCUGUUUUCGAGUACACAUUCUACGCCAUGAACACAUUUAGGCUGGCCUUCGUGGUGUUUACCUGGCUGUUCUGGGUGUUCAGGACUCUACUCAAUGUUGUCUUCGUUGUGGUUCUGAUAGCAAGGAGGCAGGAAAUGAACGAACAAAUGGAGAUGGAACUCAGGUUCGCAGGAGAAUCAAAACGAGGCCAUUAUUGAGGUCAAAGGUCAUUAGCUGACACACACACUGACAGUACAUUUAUCCUCCAUGUGCCAUCUAUACCAAGCAAUGUACUACUCUAAAAAUAGAAAUCUCAGCAUUUCACUAUGAUUACUAAAUUUUUAAAUCCAUGUUUGUAUUAUGUUAUUUUAUAUCCAAAAAGAAAAUUAAAUGUAAUUAUAUGGAUUGUUGUUAGGGAAAAUUCAGGAAUUCUGAAAAGAAGAUAUUUUAGAUAGUAAGACCAGUUUUCCCUCAAAACUGUUGUGUGGAGACCAUCAUCUUGAGAUGUUUACAUCCAUUUGUUUAAUACACCUGUGACAAAGUUUACCAAAAUAAAAAUACAUGCAUCAUAUUCCAUAUAAUUGUUUCAUUCAUAAAUAAUGUAUAUCAGAAACCAUCAUCUUUUUGUUGAUGGACAUGUGUAUAUGGACAUGGAUGUGAUCAUCGUUUCUACCAAGAACUCUUUAACCAAGACUUACCACAGCUGUGGAUUGUGUACACUAUGUAUCACAGACCAUUCCACCUCAUUCAUUUGUAAAUAGUUCAUUACUUUUGUACCUCUGUGAAAUCAUGUAUAUAAUUUAAUCAACCAUAUUUUUUAUGAUAAAUAUAUAUAAUGUAAUUUUUAAUAAAUCAUUUCAAAAUGA